GGGAGGGAAACAUCAUAGCCACAGGUGGAAAACAAGGCCUGCUGUGGCCAGCCAGUAGGAUAGCUGGGGAUUAGCAACGCAGCAGCUGCUAGGUAGAGAGAAGCACAUUGAUACGUAGAGAUGAUGAACACAUUAAGUUCUAAUGGGAAGGAGCUUCUAACUACCUGACUGAUGAGGUGAGGUAGUUGUGAGGCAUCCUGGGCUGUGGGUGCUUGAGGUGGGGUGGGUGUGUGAUAAGAUUCCUUGGGAGGACAAGGUGCUUUUUCUCAGGGAGUUUCCAGGUCCUUUUCCCAACAUGAAACACAAACUGCUUGUUCUCCAGACAGUGCUCGGGGGAACAUGCCUGUUGAGUUAUUGCUGCCUAGUCAGAAUUGAAGCUUUAGACUCAUUUCAGUUACCCUGCAAAAUACCCGAUGAAAGAUCUGAAUGGUGUCAGUGGUCCAUUAAAAGAGUAGAGACCCAGAGAUAAAGCAGCUUUAUUCUUGCUGCCUGCUCUUCUCUAAAAGAUCCACAAAGCUGAAGAGGAUCCCCCUGACAGCAGAGAUAGCGGACCUUCUUAGGAAGCAAAAAGCAGGGUUCAGAUUUGUCUGCCCCUCUUGGCAAUAGCAUACAGCCUGUGAGGAUGUACAGGAAAAUGCAAUAUUUGACAAGGUGGCAGCACCUUAUGUCACCUUAAACAUAAUCAGGUCACUGAAAACCUAUAACCAAGACUAACUAUGUAUCUUCAGCUCAAAGGGUACAUCCAUCUUUUCACAUGGCUCCAUCACAGGUAUCUGUCUCCCAAAACACACCUCGGGAGCGUAUGUGAUAGUUUGCAACACAGGAGCUGGGAAGGGAAUGGCUGCUUAGUGCUGGUGUCAGAGCCUGCUUCAGCACUGGCAGAGAUGUGCAGGCAGUAAGGAGGAUCUAAACUCAGAAGAAGAAAUGAUUAAAUUUGUGGUUAUAGUCAAUAUAGUUCAGAAUAGCUGAUUUAAGAAUUCAUGGCUUAUGUUGUGAGAUUUCCUAAGUCAUGGUGAUGAGUAAGAUACUGGUAGCUCAAUUAACAUGAAUAUUCUGCUGAGGCAGCCCCCCUAGCAUCGUAAACACAGAGUUUGGUUCUCUCCUUUUGUGUAAAGUUAAAAAAAAAAAAAGGAAAGGAAAGGAAAAAAAAAGGCUGUUGAACUCAUGUGGGGUUACAGCAUAACAAAGGAGAGAAACAAACCCUUCAGAAACAGGUGAGCAGUGAGGGCUGGACUAAUUUGUAGAUUGCCUUGCAGAAGCCUCUGUCCUGGACCAGACCCUGUGAGAAACAGGCAUGAAGCAAUGCCUAAUUUUGAAAACUUAAGUUAUAAGGUGGUGGAUAACAGAUGGGUAAAGGUAAGGGAGCACAGGGAAACAGUGUGGUAUUGUUAGCCAAAGAGGUCUUGCCACUUUGAUUAGCUUGGUCCCAGUGAACAUUUUCUGGGUAUUGUAGUGAAGGAAGGUUUAUGGGAGGAACUGAAGGACAGUGAGGUGGCUUUGUGGGUUUUUAGGGGGAGCAUGUCCCAGGUAUGAGGGUAGAGAAAGUGGGGGUGUGCUUGCUUUGAACAUUAAAAGAUAGCUGGCAUCCUGUCCUGAGCAAAGCACUUCAAUUCUGAAUGAGAGACCAAAGAUGGGGUGAGGAUGGGCUGUGACAUGUACUGAAAACUGAGACACGCGAUGGGACAGAGCAUUAAAUGGGAAGGUGUCAUGAGCAAGUGGUCUUCUUGGCAGCAGCGCUCCAGGUGGGUACGAGCAAGGCCAGAGGACACCUGUGCCAGAGAGCAGAAAGAAGAAUCACAUCAGCACUCUGGAUGCAGAAGGGCUGAGGAAGUGACUGCUCCAUUCACUUCUUAUCCAUUGCAUCAGAUUGCUGCUCUCAUCAGCAGGGUAUUGGUUCUGGCCUGGAGGACUGUCAUGACCCACUCAGAAGAGGAGGGUAAGUUACUCAGAUUGGCAAAUCCCCAGCGGCGUGGACUAAGAUAAUGAGGCAAAAGUUAUUAAUUGGACAUGAUGGCCCUGAAAACAGAGAGCUAACAGGCUUCACUAGUUGCACCAGAGCAGAACCAUCCUGUCUCCACAGGGCUCCCUCCUCCAGCCACAUCCUCUCCCAUGUGCUAUUCCUCCCACAUGGGUCGAGCGUUUGCCUUACCAGUUCACUGAGCACAAAGCCUGCAUUAUCCAGACUCCACAUUAUCCACCCCGUGACUAUGGUUUCAUUUCAAGGGAUUUUGUCCCAACACCACUUGAGGGUGUGUGGGGACUUUUGUCCCAAGCAUCCACCCAGGACUCACAGCCAGGCAGAGCGAGGGGAAGGAGCUGUCGUCUCUUCUCCCCUGAGCCAUGUCGGCAGCCCUGGAGGAGUUCUGUGGCUCCGUCUUUUGGAAUGCCUCCUACCUCACUCGUCCAGAUGCCGACCUGCCCGUGUGCUUCCAGCAGACUGUGCUGGUCUGGGUCCCCCUUGGCUUCUUCUGGAUUUUGGCUCCAUGGCAGAUCCUGCCCAUGUGCAAAUCCAGAGCCAAGAAAUCAUCUGUGACCAAACUCUACAUCAUCAAACAGGUGCUGGCUACCUUGCUGAUGCUGACAGCAGCGGCGGAGUUGGCCCUGGCGUUUGUAGAGGACACAGAGCAGGACCCCCUGCCAGCUGUCCAGUACACAAACCCCAGCCUGUACAUUGCCACCUGGCUCCUGGUCCUGCUGAUCCAUGAUGCACGACGCUUCUGCCUGCGCAGAGACUCGGGGAUACUUUUCUGCUUCUGGACACUGUCCCUGCUCUGUGGGAUAUUGCCAUUCCAGUCACUCCUCCGGAGAGCCCUGCAGGCACCAAUCUCUGACGUGCCACGGUUUGUCCUUUUCUUCAUCUCCUACGGGCUCCAGCUGCUGCUUUUUCUUGUCUCGGGCUUCUCAGACGUUGCCCCAGAAACAAAGGAAAUCACGAAGAAGAACCCAGAGGUGACAGCCUCCUUCCUGAGCUCCAUCACCUUCGCGUGGUACACCAGCAUGGUUUUCAAGGGCUAUCGCAAACCCUUGGAGAUAGAGGAUAUCUGGGAAUUGAAAGGUAAAGACAAGACGCAGGCUAUUUACGCUGUUUUGGAGAAGAACAUGAAGACUGCGGUGAGGAAGGCCCAAGCAGAACUGGAGAAACGGAAACGCAAGAAAAGACGCCGGGAAGGUGACCCAGACCAUGGGAACAAUGUGAGCAAGGCCCAGAGCCAAGACAUCCUGGUGCUGGAGGAAAAGCAGCCGAAGAGGAAGAAGAAGGGAGACAAAGGGGACUCUGGCCCUCGCAAGGAUUUCCCCCGGGGCUGGUUGGUGAAAACCCUGUGCAAGACCUUCUGGCAGAACCUCCUGCUAUCGGUGGCUUUCAAGCUGGUGCAUGAUGGACUUGUGUUCGUCAGCCCCCAGCUGCUGAAGCUGCUGAUCGCCUUUGUGUCGGAUGAGGAGUCCUUUGCCUGGCAAGGCUAUCUGUAUGCCAUCCUGCUCUUCCUGACGGCACUGAUCCAGUCCCUCUGCCUGCAGCAGUACUUCAGCUUGUGCUUCCAGCUUGGCAUAAAUGUGCGUGCCAGUCUCACUGCUGCCAUCUACAAGAAGGCACUCACCAUGUCCAGUGCCACCCGCAAGGAGUCCACGGUGGGAGAGACUGUGAAUCUGAUGUCAGCUGAUGCCCAGAGGUUCAUGGACACAGCCAACUUUGUUCACCAGCUGUGGUCAUCCCCCCUGCAAAUUAUCCUGGCCAUUGUCUUCCUCUGGGGAGAGCUGGGCCCCUCUGUUCUGGCUGGCAUCGCAGUUAUGGUGCUGCUCAUCCCCAUAAAUGGGUUCCUGGUUGCCAAGGCCAAAACCAUCCAGGUGAGGAACAUGAAGAACAAGGAUGAACGCAUGAAAAUAAUGAGUGAAAUCCUCAAUGGAAUCAAGAUCCUGAAGCUUUUUGCCUGGGAGCCCUCAUUUGAGAAGCGAGUCAAUGAGAUCCGGGCACGUGAGCUCAAGGACUUGGUGAACUUCAGUUACCUGCAGUCAAUCUCUAUCUUCGUGUUCACGUGUGCCCCCUUCCUGGUCUCCUUGGCCAGCUUUGCUGUUUACAUGCUGGUGGAUGAGAACAACAUCCUGGAUGCACAAAAAGCCUUUACUGCCAUCUCCCUUUUCAACGUGCUGCGCUUCCCCAUGGCCAUGCUGCCCUUGGUCCUUUCUUCCUUGGUGCAGACCAAUGUGUCGACUGCGAGGCUGGAGCGCUACCUGGGCAGAGAAGACCUGGACACCUCGGCCAUCCACCACAACCCCAUUGCAGGCAGCGCUGUGCGUUUCUCGGAGGCCACCUUUGCCUGGGAGCAGGACGGCAAUGCUGUGAUAAGAGAUGUCACCCUGGACAUCGCACCUGGGAGCCUGGUGGCCGUGGUGGGGGCUGUGGGCUCAGGCAAAUCUUCGCUGGUGUCAGCCAUGCUCGGGGAGAUGGAGAGUAUCAAGGGACACAUCAACAUCCAGGGCUCCCUGGCCUAUGUACCCCAGCAGGCCUGGAUCCAGAACGCCACACUGAAAGACAACAUCCUUUUUGGGUCAGAACUGGAUGAAGCCAGGUAUCAGCAGGUCAUCAGGGCCUGCGCCCUCCUUCCAGACCUGGAACUGCUGCCUGCGGGUGACCAGACAGAGAUUGGAGAGAAGGGCAUUAACCUGAGCGGGGGCCAGAAGCAGAGAGUCAGCCUGGCCCGGGCAGUGUACAGCAACGCAGACAUCUAUGUCCUGGAUGACCCCCUGUCUGCCGUGGAUGCUCAUGUCGGCAAGUACCUCUUCGAGCAUGUGCUGGGGCCAAAAGGGCUGCUGCAAAAGAAGACACGGAUCUUGGUGACGCACAGUAUCAGUUUCCUGCCCCAGGUUGAUAACAUCGUGGUGCUGGUGGCAGGAGCAGUGUCUGAGCAUGGCUCCUACAGCACCCUGCUUGCAAACAGGGGGGCCUUUGCCCAGUUCCUGAACUUGUACGGCAGCCAGGAGGAGGAUGCUUCAGAGAAGAAUACCACAGCUGUUGCUUUAGCUGGGGAUGAAGAGCAGGGUGAUGAAGACACUGAGCCUUGUGUGGAGGAGGGUCCUGAUGAUGUGGUGACCAUGACCCUGAAACGCGACGCCAGCAUCCGUCAGAGAGAGUUCAGUCGCAGCCUUAGUAAAAGCAGCACCAAUUCCUGGAAGAAGGCCCAGGAGGAGCCCCCAAAGAAGCUGAAAGGCCAGCAACUGAUUGAGAAAGAAGCUGUGGAAACCGGCAAGGUGAAGUUCUCCAUGUACCUGCGGUACCUGCAUGCCGUUGGCUUGUGGUAUUCUUUCUGGGUUGCCAUGGGCUACGUUGGACAGUACGUCGCCUUCGUGGGGACUAACCUGUGGCUCAGCGCCUGGACUGACGAUGCGCAGCACUACCUGAACCAGACCUAUCCCACAGAGCAGCGGGACCUGCGGAUCGGCGUCUUUGGGGCACUGGGGGUGUCACAAGCUCUCUUCCUGCUCUUUGCAACCAUCCUGUCUGCUCGUGGUGCCAUGCGAGCCUCCCGGGUUAUGCAUCAGCAACUGCUCAGCAACAUCCUGCGUGUGCCCAUGAGCUUUUUUGACACGACCCCGACUGGCCGCAUUGUGAAUAGGUUUGCCAAGGACAUCUUCACGAUAGAUGAGACCAUUCCCAUGUCCUUCCGCAGCUGGCUCUCCUGUUUCAUGGCCAUCAUUAGCACAUUGCUCAUGAUCUCCCUGGCCACCCCAUUCUUCACUCUCGUUAUCAUUCCCUUGAGCAUCUUCUACUAUUUUGUCCUGCGCUUCUAUGUCUCCACGUCACGCCAGCUAAGGCGUCUGGACUCUGUAACUAGGUCUCCCAUCUACUCCCACUUUGGUGAGACAGUGUCAGGACUUUCUGUGAUCCGCGCCUUCGGACACCAAGAACGAUUCCUGCAGCAGAAUGAGAGCACCAUGGACAUCAAUCAGAAAAGUGUUUACUCCUGGAUAGUCUCAAAUAGGUGGCUGGCCAUCCGUCUGGAGUUCGUUGGGAGCCUGGUGGUCUUCUUCUCUGCGCUUCUAGCUGUGAUUUCAAAGGGCACUUUGGAGGGCGGCAUCGUGGGUCUUUCUGUCUCCUCUGCCCUCAAUGUGACCCAGACACUGAACUGGCUGGUGCGGACGUCUUCAGAGCUGGAGACAAACAUUGUGGCUGUGGAGCGGGUACAUGAGUACACGAAGGUGAAGAAUGAGGCUCCGUGGGUGACAGAAAAGCGUCCACCCCAUGGCUGGCCCAGCAAAGGUGAGAUCCAGUUUGUUGACUACAAAGUUCGUUACCGACCUGAACUGGAGCUGGUUCUUCAGGGGAUCACCUGCAAUAUUCGGAGCACUGAGAAGGUUGGGGUUGUGGGCCGGACUGGGGCUGGAAAAUCCUCCCUCACCAACUGCCUCUUCCGGGUGCUGGAGGCCGCUGGAGGGACGAUCAUCAUCGACGAGGUGGAUAUAGCAACGAUCGGCCUCCAUGACCUGCGCCAGAACCUCACCAUCAUCCCUCAGGACCCCGUGCUCUUUACUGGCACCCUGCGGAUGAACCUGGACCCCUUUGACCAGUACACGGACGAGGAGGUCUGGAAGGCCCUUGAGCUGGCCCACCUGAAGUCAUAUGUGCAAGACCUUCCCGAGGGGCUGCUGCAUCUUGUGAGCGAGGCAGGCGAGAACCUGAGUGUUGGGCAGAGGCAGCUGGUGUGCCUGGCCCGGGCCCUCCUUCGCAAAGCCAAGAUCCUCAUCCUGGAUGAAGCGACAGCAGCCGUAGAUCUGGAAACUGAUCAUUUAAUCCAGACAACGAUCCGGAGCGAGUUUGUUGACUGCACUGUCCUUACUAUUGCCCACCGCCUCCACACCAUCAUGGACAGCAACAGGGUGAUGGUGCUGCAGGCUGGGAGGAUUGUGGAAUACGACAGCCCUGAGGAGCUGCUCAAGAAGCACGGUGUCUUCUCCGCAAUGGCAAAGGAUGCUGGCAUCGUGAAUACAGAAACCACUGUGCUGUAGGUGGAGCAGAGCAGUGUGCGGGUGUGUGCAGUGGCAGCUCCCUCCCACUGGCACUCACCAGGCAGGCAGCAGCUUCUCCCUGCUGCCAGGCUGCCCAGGAAUUUCUCUCUGCAGCUGGGAAGCGGAGAGAGUGGCUUCUCUGGCCGGGACAGAGGAUCUGGACUUGAGUGAGCUGUUAACCUUGCUACCCUACCCUGCUUGCUGUGCACAUGAGGGUCUGGAGCUGCAUAAUUUAUUCCAGUAUAGAGGGGAAAAUUCUGCCAUGGGAGACCAUGACCCCCAUGAGGGUCCUAGUUUUUGUACUUCACCAUGCCAGGGGAAACCUAGCUGAGAUAAGCUUUAGCACUAUGGAAUGAAAUUUACAGUUUAAUCUAAGAGUGUUAUAAACUUUUGUAACCGUU
Molecule: messenger RNA, 7400 nt
Organism: Aquila chrysaetos chrysaetos
Lineage: Eukaryota; Metazoa; Chordata; Aves; Accipitriformes; Accipitridae
Gene: ABCC2
Product: ATP binding cassette subfamily C member 2
Exons: 34
Coding region: 2341-6999 (1552 amino acids)
Biological process (GO): transmembrane transport
Cellular component (GO): apical plasma membrane
Molecular function (GO): ABC-type transporter activity; ATP binding; ATP hydrolysis activity
Source: RefSeq, a predicted model, not a curated record